Messenger RNA from Trifolium pratense (red clover), 348 nucleotides. RefSeq lists its product as uncharacterized. Lineage: Eukaryota; Viridiplantae; Streptophyta; Magnoliopsida; Fabales; Fabaceae. Bases 1 to 348 code for a protein of 115 amino acids. The record is from RefSeq and is a predicted model, not a curated record. The transcript has a single exon.
AUGGCUACCACAAAUGAUGAUCUUGACAAGCAAGAGGGCUGGUACUUGGACACAUGUUGUUCUAAUCACAUGACAGGUCACAAAGAUUGGUUAGUCAACUAUGAUUCUUCAAGGAAAUCAACAAUUAGAUUUGCUGACAGUAGAACAAUCAAAUCAGAAGGCAUUGGUUAUGUGCUAAUCAAGGGAAAGAAUGGUAAUCAAGCACGGAUUACUGGUGUGUUAUAUGUGCCACACAUGCAAUCCAAUCUUCUCAGCAUGGGGCAAUUAGUUGAAAAAGGCUUCACCGUGACCUUAGGGAACAAUCAAAUGAAGGUUUACAAUGUGGAAAACAAACUUAAAAUCAAAUGA